CGAUAGUGCUGAUCUAUUCCUUUUAGUUUUCCCACUACACUAUUUCUUUUAUCUGACCCUCCGACGCUGCCGAUAUGCCCAUUCCUUUUGGUUUUUCCCACUAUACUCUUUUUCUUUGUCUGACCCCCGACACUGCCGAUUGCCCACUCCCUUUUGAUUUUUUGCCGCGCGACUCCCGACCUGCCCUCUUCCUUUUGGUUUUGUCGGACCCCUCCUCCCCCCGACGGUGUUGUAAAGGUACAUGUUUACAAGGGAUUACAAGCCCCGACGGUGACUGGGGUUUAACUACUGAUAUAUGUAAUACAGCUUAGCCAAAACCAUAGUUCGGCUCCCAAAAAUAUGAAUACUUUGUCGUGUCGACAAUAGGUUGCACGACCAUAUGCAUGAAUAAAAACACAAAGAAAUUAAUUAACAUUAUUUACAAACGCAUAAAUCAUUGCUAGAAUUUAAGUGGGGACUUGAGAAUUUAUUAAAAAUUCUAUGGGUAAACUAUCUUAACUAAUGAGAUUUCCAAUUAAUAUUUUAGCAAUGAAAUGCAUUGCUUACAAAAAUACGUAUAUAACCUUUGGUAAACGCUACUUGAUUAAAUUUUGUUUAUCUUAUUUAAUACUGAAUAUGUAAUAAUAAAUACUUUUCAUUUAUCCAUAAGGCCCGACAGUAAAUAACCAAAUGGUAAAGAUCAGGGAUGCCUCCGCGUUUUAAAAAUCAACAGAUAAACUCGGAAGUGGACGACCAAAAAAGGCAGAAUUCUGCGAAGGCUGGAGCUUUCAAUAUUGGAGACCGGACUAAGAGGGUGGUACUAGUAGAAUCGAGAUUUCAAUAACCGAGAUUUUUGUUUGAGAUAUCUUCUCAGUCCGAUUUCUAAUAAAAUCCCCCGUUCGAACCAUUUCUUAAUCAAAAUUAAUUUUGACAAUAAAUUACACUCGCUUUGUGUUUAUUUCCAAAUUUAUCACUUUUUCUCCUCCUUCCAUUAUUUUUGUAACAAAUUUUCUUUCAACACUUCAUCAUCUUUACUGCACAUUUUUACAUUUAUUUCUUGUAUUCCCCCCCCUCUCUUAUAAUUAUAAAAAUAUUUCUUUUUUGCAUUUCUUUCAUCAAGGAAUUACAAUUAGAGUCGUAUCAGUCUAGAAAGGAUUAUGAAACUCUCA
Meloidogyne enterolobii is the source of this 1148-nucleotide messenger RNA. The record is from the annotation of a GenBank genome assembly. NCBI's taxonomy places the organism in Eukaryota, Metazoa, Nematoda, Chromadorea, Rhabditida, Meloidogynidae.